AUGUCCUAUGCUACCAUCAUGCUGAAUCUACUUGGGCCCACGCAACCGGGUUGGAUAUAUGAAAUCCAACCCACUCCCAACAUGAUAGACAUGGACAGCUCCGACCUGAACCUCCCUCACCCCGGAGAAAACGAAGGGGAGUUCUCGGCCAUGGGAGGCAUACGAUGGGACCAAGUCAGGGCCUACAUGUACUGCCCGUUGAACCUAACCUUCGGGCCGGACAUGGUCGGCAAUUGGAGAGUGUUCCACGACGCUGCCCCCUUCUUGGAGAAGUAUCCUGAUCAGUCGUUUACUCCGAACCCCCAAUACAACGCCGCCUACGACGCGUUCAAGCCCAGUCCCGGCCAGCCGCAGCUUGCGGGAAGCGACAUGACGUACUGGGGGGUCGGCAGCGACUCGUACCAAGGCAAGUCGCUGGAGCAGUGGGCCAUCUUGUUUAUGAAUGACUAUGGUGAACCAGUGGGCUGGACCGGGAGCUUUCCGUUGAAACUCACGGCCCCUGUGUCCCUUCCCUCGAAGAAGCCCGUCUGCAGUCCUUCUCGGGGGGUUCGACCCAACUUGGCCUAG
Messenger RNA from Metarhizium album ARSEF 1941, 567 nucleotides. RefSeq names its product Heat-labile enterotoxin, A chain. The coding region runs from base 1 to 567 and encodes 188 amino acids. The transcript has a single exon. Gene Ontology annotation, molecular function: toxin activity. The record is from RefSeq and is a predicted model, not a curated record. NCBI's taxonomy places the organism in Eukaryota, Fungi, Ascomycota, Sordariomycetes, Hypocreales, Clavicipitaceae.